GGGUGAUUCCUUGACAAUGCGCGACCCUUUCUUCUACUUCUCUCACUCACCGCUCCCUUUUUUGCCUUUUUCCAUCAAUAAAUUAAUCAAAAGAACCACUCUACAAUCAUUAUUUUUCACCACCACCGAACAUGCUAAAAUACGACCACGUAUAAUUAUAACCAUAGUUAUACACAAAAGUUUGUUUAUCCCUGUUUCUUUUCACACUGAACCUCGUUCGUUAGUUAUCAUUGCAAUCACUCACUUUCCCCGCUUAUUAAUUCGGCUAAACCAACACUAGCUAACACUUUUGGACAACUUGCCAUGGUACAGUAACUAGCAACUCCCAGAGUGACUCAGAACUGAGAGCAUUGCGCAACCAAAAACAGCAACCCCAUUUUCAUCAACAAUGCUCCAGACAACCUGCAUUUUGCUACUCUCACUUCUAAGUUUUUUUUCACCACUUGGAACGGCAAUGCUUAACCUAACUCUUCCAGGAGCACAUCCAGACCCCGAAGCUGUUGCCCAUGAAGUUCAUAGGAAGGUUAAUGCUUCGAUUGCAAGAAGGGAGAUGUUAUCAGUGUCGGAGAGAGAUGAGUCUUCGUGUCUAACGGGAAACCCCAUUGAUGAUUGUUGGAAAUGUGACCCAGACUGGCCCAACAAUCGGCAGAGGCUAGCUGACUGCGCCAUUGGGUUUGGUCAGUAUGCAAAGGGAGGGAAAGGUGGUGAGUUUUACGUGGUGACUGAUUCCUCUGACGGGGAUCCUGUGAACCCAAAACCUGGGACGCUGAGAUACGCUGUGAUACAGAACGAGCCACUCUGGAUCGUCUUCCCCAGUAACAUGAUGAUUAAGCUGUCCCAGGAGCUGAUUUUUAACAGCUACAAGACCAUUGAUGGACGCGGUGCUGAUGUGCACAUCGUCGGAGGAGGCUGCAUUACUCUGCAGUAUAUAAGCAAUGUCAUCAUACACAACAUUCACAUCCAUCAUUGUCAUCCCUCAGGGAACACGAACGUUCGGUCAAGCCCGGAGCACUACGGAUUCCGGACAUUGUCGGACGGGGAUGGAAUAUCUAUAUUCGGGGCGAAGGAUAUAUGGAUCGACCACUGCACGCUGUCGCGGUGCAAGGACGGGCUGAUAGACGCGGUGAUGGGUUCGACGGGGAUAACCAUCUCGAACAACUACCUCUCCCACCACAACGAGGUGAUGCUCCUGGGCCACAGCGACGACUACCUCCCAGACUCCGGCAUGCAGGUAACCAUCGCCUUCAACCACUUCGGGGAGAAGCUGGUCCAGAGAAUGCCCCGCUGCCGGAGGGGCUACAUCCACGUCGUCAACAACGACUUCACGGAGUGGGAGAUGUACGCCAUCGGUGGCAGCGGCGAACCCACCAUUAACAGCCAGGGGAACCGCUACAUGGCACCCCAAAACCCCUUCGCCAAGGAGGUUACGAAACGAGUGGACACCCAACAGUCCAAGUGGAAGGGCUGGAACUGGAGGUCCGAGGGUGACAUUUUACUCAACGGUGCCUUCUUCGUUGCGUCCGGCGAAGGACUCGAGGUCAAGUACGAGAAAGCCUACAGCGUCGAACCUAAGUCCGCCGAUCGUAUCUCUCUUCUCACCAUGUCCUCCGGUGUUCUUGGAAAUGCCAGGGACAACAACCUCGGAAUGUGGAGCAGAGGACCUGGUGAUGAAUCUACGGAGUCCGGCAUGGAAUACACCGACGAAAUGUCCACCACUGCAACAAUCAUUCCACCGUCUCUUUUCCUUCUCUUGUUGUCUUCCACCACAAUCUUCACGGUUAUUCUAUAGCAAAACUAACCAACCAUGUCACGCUCUUUCGUUUCUUUUCAUUGGAAUCAAAAAACUGUCUGCUCCUUAAGUCUAAUCAUGGAUCAGGCCUAAUUAAGACUGUAUAUAUUCAUUCUCCUUCACUUUCAUACUUUUCA
Molecule: messenger RNA, 1926 nt
Organism: Vigna unguiculata (cowpea)
Lineage: Eukaryota; Viridiplantae; Streptophyta; Magnoliopsida; Fabales; Fabaceae
Product: putative pectate lyase 12
Molecular function (GO): pectate lyase activity
Source: RefSeq, a predicted model, not a curated record